This is a messenger RNA of Maniola jurtina (meadow brown), 703 nucleotides long. RefSeq lists its product as uncharacterized. The record is from RefSeq and is a predicted model, not a curated record. The transcript is spliced from 5 exons. Bases 75 to 572 code for a protein of 165 amino acids. NCBI's taxonomy places the organism in Eukaryota, Metazoa, Arthropoda, Insecta, Lepidoptera, Nymphalidae.
CUACGAUUUGUAGACAUUGCGUAGAAACGGGACUACGGGGCUACGGGAUAACUACGUGGAUAUUGUUCAGAACAAUGGGUCGUCGCUUGGCAGUAAUCGGCAGCGCACUGCUGUGGCUGGUGUCGGUGGUGGCUGCGGCAACAUUGGGCAUUUACAGUGCAGUGCCAACUCCUGGCGACUUCUACCAGGGUCAGGAUGAAGAUCUGGAGACAGCACCGUUCCAGCCAAACUGGUCACCACCAUACGAUAAGCUGCUGGAUGAUGGAGCAUAUUGGGGGAAGGGCCUGCUUCUGUUCAAACUGAUGAAGUCGCUGCAGCAAGGACUGCCUUCUGGUGAUGAAAGUCCAUACUACAAGUCGGAGUAUGACUACACGGACUCGAGCUGGCCUGACGCGUUGGACUUCAAGGAGAAUGACGUCAAACGCUGGGUGACGUCACUCAACAACAGCGCCAGCAGCAAGGCAUCUAAAGCUGAAACGGCGCGUCUUCAACGCAAGUGGAAAAUUAAGAAGGGGAAAGGUAUUCCAUCGCUGUGCUACUUCAAAUUAUGCUCAUUCAGGAGAUACAGAUAAAUGACCUGUGGUAUAUAUUACAUAGAUAGACUUAAUACUAUACUUAUUGAUACCUACUAUCAAGAUGAUGUUAAUUAUCAAGUACCUAGGCGAAAUAAGAAAUCUGUUGAAUUCUAGUCUAUAAAUAAAUU